This is a messenger RNA of Cladocopium goreaui, 177 nucleotides long. The record is from the annotation of a GenBank genome assembly. Lineage: Eukaryota; Dinophyceae; Suessiales; Symbiodiniaceae.
AUGAAGGUGAAACGCCCUGUUCACGUCCCCGCUGCGAAGCCGGUCCCAACGGCGUGUUCACCCUGGGUUCUCAGAGCUUCGUUCGCCACGUUUGGCGCCCGCGCAGUGUCUUGGGCGCCGAUUGCAUCACCAGCACUGGACAGCGGAGGAGCGAACUGGGCGGUGUCAUCAGCAUGA